Molecule: messenger RNA, 779 nt
Organism: Drosophila subpulchrella
Lineage: Eukaryota; Metazoa; Arthropoda; Insecta; Diptera; Drosophilidae
Gene: PHDP
Product: paired mesoderm homeobox protein 2B
Exons: 3
Coding region: 126-779 (217 amino acids)
Biological process (GO): regulation of transcription by RNA polymerase II
Molecular function (GO): RNA polymerase II transcription regulatory region sequence-specific DNA binding; DNA-binding transcription factor activity, RNA polymerase II-specific
Source: RefSeq, a predicted model, not a curated record
GCAGUUAAAAAUUGUGUGUUUCCGCGAGACUUUAUCUAUAACUAUGUGUUUUAUUACCGGAUGACUCAUUAACGGGCCGUAAAAUUUUCAAUCAAGUGCUGUGUGUGUAUAAAUCUUCUGAUGCGAUGGAAUUUUCAUUUAUCAACAAGGCGAACUUCGACAAGGAUUGUUUAUACAACGCGAACUCCGAGUUUUAUAAUAAUAGUGCCAAUGGGGGACUGUCCGUGGCCAAUCACAUGAAUCACUAUAAUCUAAUGAUUGACUCCAGCUAUAAGCUAUGUGCGAACGAGACUGCCAUCAGGAGUUCUUUAAACCAGGAAUCGAGCUUACUAUUUUCCAAAAUCACCACUGUUUCGGAAUUUUAUCCCGGAACCCAUAACAUUGCCUCUUAUAACUCGGAUUUCCAUUUGAAGUCCUAUGGAGACGACGGAUUGAGUCUUACUGAUAAAUCAAAACAGAGAAGGAUUCGUACCACUUUUACUUCAAAUCAACUGAACGAGCUAGAAAAAAUCUUUUUAGAGACCCAUUAUCCAGAUAUCUAUACUAGAGAAGAGAUUGCAUCAAAACUACAUUUGACCGAAGCCCGAGUACAGGUUUGGUUCCAAAACAGACGAGCAAAAUUUCGUAAGCAGGAGAGACAUGCCAUUUACAUAAUGAAAGACAAGUCCAUUAAAAUGGAUAGCCGAAAGAAUCCCGUAGCCGGCUCCAAAUACUUAGGUCCAUCUCUCAAGGGGCCUCAAAAUGCCCGUCAAAUGAAAUGCUUAUACGAUCAAAUAUAA